This is a messenger RNA of Acanthocheilonema viteae, 216 nucleotides long. The record is from the annotation of a GenBank genome assembly. NCBI's taxonomy places the organism in Eukaryota, Metazoa, Nematoda, Chromadorea, Rhabditida, Onchocercidae.
AUGUUUGCUGUGCACCCCACCUGUACUGGCAGUAUGGCGUUGAGCAUUGCCUUGCGCUUUGGUAAUAAUGAGGCACGUUGCGAAGGCUUUGAAAGAGAGAUCACUGUUACCUGUAAUCCAUCCUCCAUCGUAACUUCAUCGUUUCCAGUGACCAGUGCAUUGGACAGUGCUAUUUGGCUUCAUCUGUCUCAGAGAAAACUACAUCUCCGACGUUGA